Neopelma chrysocephalum (saffron-crested tyrant-manakin) is the source of this 423-nucleotide messenger RNA. Its product is annotated as dynein heavy chain 9, axonemal-like. Gene Ontology annotation, cellular component: dynein complex. The record is from RefSeq and is a predicted model, not a curated record. The annotation marks the transcript as partial. Gene Ontology annotation, biological process: microtubule-based movement. NCBI's taxonomy places the organism in Eukaryota, Metazoa, Chordata, Aves, Passeriformes, Pipridae. The transcript has 2 exons. Gene Ontology annotation, molecular function: minus-end-directed microtubule motor activity; dynein intermediate chain binding; dynein light intermediate chain binding.
CUGUGUGGACCCCUCUCUGUCCCCACAUCCUCCUCAAUAACCUGUCACACCCUGCUCUGCUGCAGGAGGUACCUACCAAGUGCUGCUCCCCACAGGUACCUGGACACACUGGAACGAGCUCUGGCUGCAGGAGAACUGGUUUUGAUUGAAAACCUGGAGGAAUCUGUGGAUCCAGUGUUGGGACCGUUACUGGGGCGAGAAACAAUCAAGAAGGGCAGGUACAUCAAGAUUGGGGACAAAGAGUGUGAGUUCAGCCCUGCUUUCCGCCUCAUCCUGCACACCAAGCUGGCAAACCCCCACUUCCCCCCCGAGCUGCAGGCCCAGUGCACCCUCAUCAACUUCACCGUCACCAGGGACGGGCUGGAGGAACAGCUGCUGGCGGCCGUGGUCAGCAUGGAGAGGCCUGACCUGGAGGAGCUCAAG